AUGUUAAAUAAAUUUUGCUUCGAAGCGCUAGACAAAUGCCUUAAGGAUGUUCUUCGAUUUGAUCGUGGAUAUAUUCCUCAUGCCCCAUUUGGUGGGAAAAUUGUUGUUCUAGGAGGUGAUUUUCGUCAGAUAUUGCCUGUGAUUCCUCGUGGUUCCCAGGAAGAGAUCGUUCAUUCGUGUAUUAAUGCUUCGAACUUGUGGCAAUCUUGCCAAGUGUUACAGUUAACUGAAAACAUGAGACUGUCCCGUGGUUCACGAGAUAUCCAUUGUGUACAAUUGAAGGAAUUUGCUACAUGGUUGCUUCAAGUUGGUGACGGGUUAAUCAGAGACAAUGCCGAUGGCGAAUCAGUGAUCAGAAUACCCAACGACUUGCUGCUUAAUGUUGAGUAUCCCUGUCUGCAUGAUUUGGUGUUGUUCGUUUAUCCUGACAUCUUACUCUAUUCUUCUAGCGUGGAUUAUUUUAAGGGUAGGAGUAUAUUAGCACCAACACUUGAUGUCGUUAAUGAAGUAAACAAUCAUGUGAUGUCUUUGAUCCCUGGCAACGAGAGGGUAUACUUGAGCUCUGAUACACUAAUUAGUGAAGAUGGUCACCUGGAAUCUGAAUUAUAUACAAUGAGCACCGAAUCAUUGAAUGCGCUAAAUUGUUUAGGAAUUCCCCGACACCAGUUAGUUCUUAAAAUCGGUGUUCCUGUGAUGCUUCUUCGCAAUAUUGACCAAUCCAAUGGACUAUGUAAUGGUACGCGCAUGCAGGUUUACUCGACGCCAAUUUCCGGUUGCUCUUUGCUUUGUGAUGACAAGUCCCAAGGCCAAACGCUGUCAACCGUUGGCGUCUAUCUUUCGAGGCCUGUUUUUACUCAUGGUCAGCUUUAUGUUGCGCUUUCUCGGGUUAGCAUGCAUUCUGGACCGAAGAUUUUAUCCGUUAAUUCUAACGGCAAAGUUUCAGAUCAUACUAUUAAUGUGGUCUAUAGAGAAGUUUUUACCGGGAUGCUACCUAACAUUCUCCCUUGA
Molecule: messenger RNA, 1008 nt
Organism: Arachis duranensis
Lineage: Eukaryota; Viridiplantae; Streptophyta; Magnoliopsida; Fabales; Fabaceae
Exons: 2
Coding region: 1-1008 (335 amino acids)
Biological process (GO): DNA repair; telomere maintenance
Molecular function (GO): DNA helicase activity
Source: RefSeq, a predicted model, not a curated record